Messenger RNA from Megachile rotundata (alfalfa leafcutting bee), 1609 nucleotides. RefSeq names its product cuticular protein 97Ea (gene Cpr97Ea). Gene Ontology annotation, cellular component: chitin-based extracellular matrix. Gene Ontology annotation, molecular function: structural constituent of chitin-based larval cuticle. The record is from RefSeq and is a predicted model, not a curated record. Lineage: Eukaryota; Metazoa; Arthropoda; Insecta; Hymenoptera; Megachilidae.
UUACAUUCACACACACUAACACAACCACCACCUGGAACACAAUGUACACCGUCGCGACGGUAAUAUCUUUGGUAGCUGCAAUACUCGCAGUAUCGGGCCAGCAAUACCAGCAACCAGGUGGCAACUAUGUGGACGAAUACUCGGCAUACGAGUCCCCGCGACCGGCUCAUCCGACCCCUCGCAGUUACGCGUCCGACGCGGCACCGAACCGGCAAUCAGCAGGUCCCACGACUCCGAAGCCAACUCCAGUGGCCAUUUUGAAGCAAAUAAACAGGCACAACGAGGACGGUUCGUACACGUACGGUUUCGAAGGCGCGGACGGUUCGUUCAAGAUCGAAACAAAGCUGCCUACCGGAGAGGUGAAGGGUAAAUACGGCUUCGUGGACGACACGGGCAAAGUUCGAGUGGUCGAAUACGGAGCGAAUCAGUACGGAUUCCAACCGGCUGGAGAAGGUAUCACGGUGGCACCGCCGACCUUGGUGGACGAAACAACCAGCAAAGAAGCUCUGCAAGCGCAGAACUACCAAGACGAGUACCAGCAACCGGCUGCUAGGCCCGCUCCUCUUCGCUCUGUGGCGCCUGCGCCUCGACCCGCGCCUCUUCCGCAAGUUCAAUACGAGCAGCCAUCUUUCCAGCAGCCGCAAUCCCACACCCAAGCGGUCUACGCUUCCCAAGCGGCACCCAGACAACCCAUCCCUAAACCAGCCAUCUUCACCCCGGCCGCUCAAGCCAUUCCUAAACAGACCACGAUUCUUCAACAGAGCGAGGAACCAUCGCCUCCUUCGCAAUUGUUUAAUCAAGGACCUGCUCAAUUUGCACCCGCUCCCGUUCAGGAACGCCGCUCCCAGCCACAACCUCGAAGCCAGAGUGGCGGUAUCUUGGAUCAGCUGGCUAGGGAUUACGCUCUUCCUCAGGGCGUUGCACCGCCGCUACACGAUAUCAGUUUCGGUUAUUACUAGGCCCUCUAGUCCCUCCCGUGUUCGUCAGGGUGGUACCCGUGCGUUUUGGUAUUUACGUUUAUUGUCUGGAGACGCGAUUUUGCGAGAUGGACGCUGUAAUCGCGUGUCAUUUACCGGGACAAAUAUCGAGAAACUGAUUGGAAAAACGAUUUAAUGAUUUUUUUUAAUUUAUUUUGAUUGUUCUUGAUCUUUGUCUCGGUAACGAGUCAUGGUUGCCUACCGAAUUUAGUCUCUGCGAUAAGAGUUCUUGCCAUUGGAACCGAAUGUGAGGGUAUGGAAUGUAAAGUGAAAUUGAAGCGUAGCUAAACGAUUUACGUAUUCGAUAUCAAGUUGAAUGGAGAUAAUUUGAGAUUAAAAUGAAGUGUAUAAAUUAGGAACUCGAAUUUUGGAAACGGUUAUAUUGAUACAGAAAACAACCAGCAGAUAUUGAAGAAAAUAAUGAGAGAUUUAUUUGAUAAUUUCAUGUUGGAUCAUCAACGACUUAGCUCCAUCAAAUGAUGGUUUUAUCUCCUUCAUAUGAGAAGGUUCAUUUACGUAAAUAAUAUCAGACUGAAAAAAAAAUAUGAAUAAAAUUGCUCAAUUUGAGACAGUGAAUUAAGACAUUAUAAUAAAAUUAAUACAAAAUACAUUAUUCUGAUGAUAAUAGUCUU